Molecule: messenger RNA, 3270 nt
Organism: Pichia kudriavzevii
Lineage: Eukaryota; Fungi; Ascomycota; Pichiomycetes; Pichiales; Pichiaceae
Exons: 1
Coding region: 1-3270 (1089 amino acids)
Source: RefSeq, a predicted model, not a curated record
AUGACGAGGAAAUCAAGUAGGAACAGAUCUACUGAAUUGUCGGACCUUCCCUUUGACGAGGAGACAAUUGCCCUUGCUGGGGGUGAUAUGCAGUUGCUUCGAAAUGUGAGGUCGUUGUUCUCGCAUAUGAAUGAUGAAGAGUUGUGGCAAUGUUUGGAAGACAUCAAGAGCGGAAUACUAUCACCAGACCAUCUACUUGACUUGAUGAACCACAAGGAUGAGGAGGAGCCUGACAGUGAACCUGAGAGAGAAGGAAUUAUUGAGAUUCAUCAUGAUGAUGGUGAUGAUGGUGAUGAUGGUGACAAUGUGAUUGAUGGCAGCGAUGCCAACAAUGGGCGAGAGAAGGAUACUGAAAUAGAAAGAGAGAUCAGUAUUGAUUUGGAGUUGAGUAACAAUUUCUUCAAUCCAUAUAAGUUUCAUGAUGCACUAUUUAAGACGUUGCGAAUAUGUAAACCCGAUGAUUAUGAUGAUCGAAUAAAGAAUUUAUUCGUAUGCUUGGCAGCACUAUGUGAUCCAUAUACACAGCCAUCUUCAACUGGUGAACGAAACGAAAUGAUUUUAAGCGCUGAUCUUGUUACCGAUAUUAUCAUCGGCAUAAUGUAUCCAAGUUAUGAGAUUGAUGAUAAUGGGAUAGGGGUAUUCAAUAUGGGUUACGAUCUAGGAAAAAUAAUUAUCAGGAUAAUGAAUGUCUUAAAUGCAGAUGAUGAAAAUGUUCUAAUGUACAUCAAAAACGAUGAAAACAACUGGAUUAAAGAGUUGAGUAAAUGGAUACCGAGAAAUACUUUCUCAAAUAUUGUUAAUAUUGCAAGUGACUAUCACCACUUGAAUUUACUUUAUACUAUAUUAACUGCAAGUUUACUAAUCAUCCAUAAGCUUUACUCAGAAUUAGGCAAUAUUUGUUUAAAUCCAUUUCUUUCACUAUAUUUGCAGAUUUGGAAAAACUUGACAAGAAUUAUUUAUAUGGGUAUUGAAAUUGACAGAAGAGAUGAGGAGAAUGGGUUCCCCGGUUAUCCCGAAGUAAUCAGAUAUGUAAUUAAGGGAUCGUCAGCUGUUAGAUCGAUGAUUUCAAUUAUUUUGAAUGACGACUUUGAUAGAAGAGUGCAUGACCUAAGGCACGAAUCAUUGAUCAACUUCAUGAGACCUUGGGGUCGUAAAUUUACAAAUGGCUCAAUCAAUAGGGAUAUUCGAAUUUUUGUUGCUGCUCUGCUUGGAUUAGGCUCAGAAUUGGACAACGUGACUGAGUUAUUGUUCAAUUUUGACCCUGAGGAUAGAUAUGACGAGGAUAUCAAAUAUAUGUUUGAAAUGGAAUUGGAAGAUAUGCAUAUUGAUGAGAAAAACUUGAAUGGUGAAUAUAAUAUCAAACACAAAGAAAACAUCAAAAAAUAUCUGGGAAUGAACAACUAUUUGGAGAUUGAACGACACGGAGAUCCGUCUGACAGAAGUGAUGAUAGCUCUGGCGCUUAUAAUGAAAAUGGUGAAAAUGACAGUAAUGUUAGAGAGAUAAAUCCGCAUUCGAAUUUUGAUCUACAUCCCGACUGCGAAUGUAAUUUCGAAGAUUUUGAGAGCGAUUAUGAAGAUUAUGAAGAUGACCAAGAAGAUGAUCAUGCAGUAAAUGAUGCGGUUGAGUUGAGUGAUGCCAAUGCAACGAUGGAGCGAUUAGCAUCGUUAAAUCUAAAUAGUUUGGAUUCGGAUACCAUUAAAGAUUUACAUCUAGAAGUUGUUCGAAAUAUCAAUAACGGACCAGCAGCAAUCAGGUCCAUAAAUAAUGAUGAAUUUGAUUCCAAGGGUAGAGAUUGGAGAGACAUACCUCGUGGUGAUAAUAAUAUACUAAGUAGAGAGUUUAUCAAUUUGUUGAAAAUAUCAAUCAAUGAUACGAAUAUUUUUAUUACAUCAAUUGGUAAUUUAAUUAAUGCAAUCGGUAGGAUGAGGGAGGAAACGCUCGAUUCAAACACUUGUGAAAAAAUCAUUAGGAGUGUUGCAUGGGUUGUUCAAUACGAGCAUGAAUCAUCAUUGAUGACAGAAGAUGAAGUAACGAAACAUAACAAUGAUGACUCGAUCAAUGCAGAUAAAAUCUACAAUUACCUGAAGGAGGAUGACAAUUUCAUUAAGAUGAUUGAGUUCAAUCCAUCGUCCUCAUUUUCAAUCAUUGAUGAGUUACUGAUGGCAAAGGGCUAUAGACGUGUACUAAUUUGGUUUCUAACACACUUACCAUUGAACCAGUGGCUAAUUAACUAUUUUCAUGACUUACUAGUGGGACUAAGAGGAGAGGUACAGGAUUCUCAAUCGAGGUUCAAGUUUAGUCGGGUUGGGCCAUUGAUAUUAAGUGAAGUUGAAAAAUCCAUGUUAUUACAUGAAUUUUUAUCGAAUGCAGUAAUCUACCUCUCACGUGGCUCGUCAUACGAAUUCGAAGAUAUUAUUUAUAACCAGUUGGAGCUAGAAAAAUCCAAAGAUGACAAUGUGUCUUCGUAUAUAACCAGCAGAUCCAAUGCUCAAAAGCUAAUCAAAAUGAUUUGCCUAAUGUUGAAGUCUUUAGAGAAGCAUAAAAUCCUAAGGCCUGGAGAUGAUGAAUAUAGAAUUGAGAUUCAAACGUUGCUGGUGCAGUGGGUUGGUGUUGGAUUUGUACCUGAAGCAAGAGAAUUGUUUUUCAAGUAUCAGAAGUGUGAGGACAUCAAGGAUGGAGAAAUCAAUGAUACAAAUGAAAGUCAGGCUGAAAACGAAGAUGAACUCAUUCAGAAUGAAAUCAAAAAUCUACGAAAUAAUUUACCAGAUGAGAAACUAUCUAGCGUUUUAACAAGAAGUAAGCUGCACAUUUUACUAUCGAAUUUGACAACAUUUAAAAAACUCGACAUAUUUAUGAUACUGUUGAACAUGUCGUCAUUCUACACUUCAAGAAAGGAUAGAUGUGUAAAUUUCAUCAGUGAUUUAAAUGUGUUUAAUCCACAGUAUGAUACAAGAGAAGAAAUUGAGUUAGCAUGUAAUGCGUUAUUUUUACCAUUGUAUAUUGCCAUUAUUGAGGGUGAUGUUCAAAUUAUUAUAGAAAUAGGGAUUGCGUCGCAUUUACUCGACGUUGAAGAUAUAGACAAUGCAAGGGAGAUGAUCACCAUCUAUCUAAACAGUUUAAUGGAUGGUAAGAAUAAUGAUAUGGAUUUCUUUCGUGAACAUUUUUUAACGGCCAUGGGGGGUGUAGAGGAUCUACUUGGUGGAGUUAAUGAAGAUGGGGAUACUAAGAAGAAGAAGAAAAAGAAAAAGAAAAAGAAGGGGAAGAAAUGA